Molecule: messenger RNA, 1004 nt
Organism: Scleropages formosus (Asian bonytongue)
Lineage: Eukaryota; Metazoa; Chordata; Actinopteri; Osteoglossiformes; Osteoglossidae
Gene: dnal1
Product: dynein, axonemal, light chain 1
Exons: 9
Coding region: 89-670 (193 amino acids)
Biological process (GO): outer dynein arm assembly
Cellular component (GO): cytoplasm
Molecular function (GO): alpha-tubulin binding; dynein heavy chain binding
Source: RefSeq, a predicted model, not a curated record
CUUAGCAACCGGUCUAGAAAACAUUUAUAUUUACACAUUUGGGAGUCGCUUCUCUUUACAGCGGCGGGCAGCUCAGAAUAACAAAACCAUGGCAAAACCGACGACCAUUAAAGAAGCUCUUGCACGAUGGGAAGAGAAAUCGGGCGAAAAAGCGAGCGAGGCGAAGGCGGUCAAACUGUACAGUCAGAUUCCUCCCAUUGAGAAGCUGGAUGCUGCUUUGUCCGCGCUUGGCAACUGCGAGAGGUUGUCACUCUCCACAAACUGCAUUGAGAAGAUAACCAACUUGAAUGGCCUGAAAAAUCUCAGAAUAUUAUCGUUGGGACGAAACAACAUAAAGAACCUUAACGGACUGGAAGCCGUCGGGGACACGCUGGAGGAACUGUGGAUAUCGUACAACCUAAUUGAGAAGCUGAAGGGCAUCCACGUCAUGAAGAAACUCCGAGUCCUUUACAUGUCCAACAACCUCGUCAAAGAGUGGGGUGAGUUCCUUAAGCUGGCUGACCUCCCUGCUCUAGUGGAUCUUGUGUUUGUGGCGAACCCUUUGGAGGAGAAGCAUUCUGCUGAUGGAACCUGGAUAGACGAAGCAACCAAGAGACUUCCUAAGCUGAAGAAGCUGGACGGGACCCCGGUGAUCAAGCAAGAUGAAGAAGAAGGAGAGGGAGACAGUUAACACCUCCCAUCUUACCUUUCGUAAUUACAGGUUCGAGGCGGUCCGGAGCCUACCGGAGCACCCAGAGGAAACCCACUGCGCCACCGCGCAGUUCUGUCUCUUUUAUAGCUAUGUUAAUAUGACGAGUCUAGCUAAAGGUGCAUCCUAUUUAAAAGUUAUAGGCCUCAGAGCCCUGCUUCUGCGCUGGGUUUUGAAAGGAACAUGCAGAUUUGCAUGCCUCUGUUUCAGUGUUAUUCUGUUCUGCUGAAGGAUCAGUUGAAAUGUGGAGCAAUUCAGGGGUUACGCAGAAGGAACGAUAUAGGGGUUGCACUACUUGCAUUCCUACAAAUGUCUC